CACGACCGUCCAUUUUCACAAUCAACCAUCUAUCUUGCCGGCGUCAAAACUGCCGGAAAACCAAAUUCAAAAACAAGUCAAAAUAAUUAGAUUUUUUCCCUUUCUCUGUUCAUGGAUUCACACUGAUUACAGUACUCUUUCCUAACUUUCACACACCCAUCCCUAGGCACUAUAUAAUCAUUCAAUCAUAUGUAUAUGCAUACUUAUAUCUACUACAGAAUUUGAGGAAGGAGAUAUCCUCGUUGUGAUCUCAGAGUAGUAGAUCUGGAGUUUUAAAUGGUGAAUUUUGUGGAGGUUUGAAGUUUGCUGUUUGGCAAUUAGCGCCAGUUCGUAAUUUACUGGAAUGAGAUUUUGAGAUCGAAAUCGAAGUUAGAAGUGACACGUAAGUGAGAGAGGAAGAUGGGCGAAGGACAGCGGUUUCAGCUGGGAACAGUUGGAGCGUUGAGUUUAUCUGUGAUUUCCUCGGUUUCGAUUGUGAUUUGCAACAAGGCACUAAUAAGCACUCUUGGUUUCACUUUUGCUACAACUUUGACAAGCUGGCAUCUUUUAGUCACAUUUUGUUCACUCCAUGUGGCAUUAUGGUUGAAAUUUUUUGAGCACAAGCCUUUCGAUUCAAGAGCUGUGAUGGGAUUUGGUAUAUUGAAUGGAAUCUCCAUUGGCCUUCUAAACCUCAGUCUGGGUUUCAAUUCUGUUGGUUUUUACCAGAUGACAAAACUAGCAAUUAUCCCCUGCACUGUACUUUUGGAGACUCUUUUCUUCAGCAAGCAAUUCAGUAAAAAAGUCAGGUUUUCGCUUACAAUAUUACUCUUAGGAGUUGGAAUUGCAACAGUAACUGACCUACAACUCAAUCUCCUGGGCAGCAUAUUAUCCCUACUUGCCAUUAUAACAACUUGUGUGGCUCAAAUUAUGACAAAUACAAUCCAGAAAAAGUUCAAGGUCUCUUCAACUCAACUCCUAUACCAAUCUUGCCCCUACCAAGCUCUUAUCCUGUUCAUCAUCGGUCCAUUUCUAGACGCCCUUUUGACCAAUCAAAACGUUUUCGCUUUCAAAUACACAAAUCAAGUUCUGGCAUUCAUUAUUCUGUCCUGCCUCAUAUCGGUGUCUGUCAACUUCAGUACUUUUCUGGUGAUCGGAAAAACAUCUCCGGUGACUUAUCAGGUGUUAGGUCACCUGAAAACAUGUCUAGUUUUGGCAUUUGGAUAUUUUCUGUUACACGAUCCUUUUAGUUGGAGAAACAUUUUGGGAAUCCUAAUUGCUGUUGUGGGUAUGGUGCUUUAUUCUUACUUCUGUACUCGUGAUACACAGCCAAAACCCAUUGAACCAUCAACACAGUUUUCUGAGAAAAACGAAGGUGAAAAUGAUCCAUUAAUAAGUGUGGAAAAUGGAGGAAGUGUGACAAAUGAGGGAAGUCCUCCAAAACCACCAGUGUGGAACUCAGACAAGGAUCUACACGCGUGAUUAUUCAGGUAUAAAUACUUUCUAUUAAAAAAUAACACGUGUGUUUUAAAAGAGAACUGGAUUCGGGGGUUUCUAGAAAAGAUUGUAAGAUCCAAUUCGUUUUCCUUUUUUUAUAAGUCGAAUCCUAUUUUCCUGAUGUAAACUGAUGGGGGAGAACGGGAAAAAAGAACCAAAUGAUAUACACAUCAAAGGUGACAUGAGUAUUGUAUUAUUUUAUCA
Molecule: messenger RNA, 1677 nt
Organism: Lactuca sativa (garden lettuce)
Lineage: Eukaryota; Viridiplantae; Streptophyta; Magnoliopsida; Asterales; Asteraceae
Product: UDP-xylose transporter 2
Source: RefSeq, a predicted model, not a curated record